CGAACGACCAUGGCGUGGCAGGAAGAAGUACCCUGAGAUCAUGCGUUAUCGUAGGGACAUGCGCGCUGGCUAUGGGUAUCAAUGCUCUAUGUGCGGCGUCAGCCUCGAUUGCGCUGCCUACAAUCGGAAAGGAGCUCAAUAUCCCGGAGGAACGACUUCAAUGGAUUAUUUCCGCGUAUUCCCUAACCUCGGGAUGUUUACUUUUAUUUUUGGGCAGGCUCGCAGACUUGUACGGAAGGCGAAGAGCAUUCGUGCUUGGCUCGUUGGGUCAGGUCGCGUUCAGUCUGGGAUGCGCAUUUGCGAAUGAUGAAAUCACUUUGGACGUUUUACGAGGCUUCCAGGGUAUCGGUGCUGCCGCCACUAUUCCUGCAGGCCUCGGUAUCCUGGCGCACGCAUUCCCGCCUUCAAAAGCGCGUUCGUGGGCUUUUGCGACGUUCUCCGCAGGAGCACCUAUUGGCGCUGCGCUAGGCUCUAACGUCGGAGGUGUACUGACACAGGUAACCGAGAAGACCUGGCGCUCGACGUUUUACUUCACCGCGGGUCUCAGCGCCCUUGUUGUAAUCGGCGCUAUCGUAUCAAUAGACACAGACAAGCCAUCGGACGAGCUGGACAGACGAGUCGAUUGGAUCGGGGCUGCACUCGUUACAGCGGGCCUUACGCUUAUCGUCUUCGUGCUCAGCGACGGAGAGAUCGCCCCGCAAGGAUGGCGGACUUCAUAUAUUAUUGCGCUGCUCAUUAUCGGUGUCGUGCUCACCGUUGGCUACCUGUUCUGGCAGCUCUACCUCGAGCGCGUGCAAGACUCGCCGAACCCCUCGAAUUCGAAGUGGACGCCCCCGCCGCUCAUGCGGCUCUCGAUAUGGAAGCGCGCGCGGGGCAAGUUCGCGGUCAUGCAGUGGGUCGCAUUCCUGAACUAUGGGUGCUUCGUGACAUGGCAGCUGUGGGCACAGCUGUACUACCAAGACUUCUUGCACCUCAACCCCGUCUUGACGAUGGUCCGCUUCAUUCCCAUGUUCGUGACCGGGUUCAUUUGCAACGUCAUCGUUGCUCUUCUCAUCUCUCGUGUGCCCGUUGUUUUGCUGCUCGUUUUUGGCACUGCAUUGACGGGUUGUGCCGCACUUCUGUUCGCAGUAGUUGGGCCUGGCGCGCCGUACUGGGCUUAUGGCUUCCCUGGCGCGAUCUUAUCGGUUUUCGGGACUGAUUUCAUGUUCGCCUGUGGCACGAUCUUUGUUGCGAAGGUGGCCCUACCGCACGAGCAAAGUGUCGCCGGUGCCUUGUUCAUGACCAUGACACAGAUUGGCACUGCCUUUGGGUUAACAAUCAGUACAAUUGUCUAUGACCGCGUCCCGUCUCAGCAGUCCCGGGCUAUGGGUGUGACACCAGUUCAGGGUGGUGCAAAUGUGCCUCAUCUUGCACAACUCAAGGCGUACCAAGGUGCUCAAUGGACAUGCUUUGCAUUUGGAAUGCUAGCAUGCUUAUUAGCGCUGGUAUUCCUCCGUGGCACUGGCAUCAUUGGACACCGAGAACCAAAGGCAUUGGAUAGUGAAGUGACUGUGGGGCAGAGUCCCGCUCAGGAUGUCCAGAACAAGUCUUGA
Gloeophyllum trabeum ATCC 11539 is the source of this 1592-nucleotide messenger RNA. Its product is annotated as efflux transporter. Gene Ontology annotation, cellular component: membrane. The record is from RefSeq and is a predicted model, not a curated record. The transcript has 11 exons. The coding region runs from base 72 to 1592 and encodes 506 amino acids. Gene Ontology annotation, biological process: transmembrane transport. Gene Ontology annotation, molecular function: transmembrane transporter activity. NCBI's taxonomy places the organism in Eukaryota, Fungi, Basidiomycota, Agaricomycetes, Gloeophyllales, Gloeophyllaceae.